AUGUUGUCAGAUGCGCAGAACAAACGCCUACUGGAUCAGACCUUUUCAAAAAGUCUUCACUCAAUUCUCUAUAAAAAUUCUAAGGAAGAUUUCGUGAAGGUUGAAGAUUCCAGUCACUGGCUAGCCAGAGGCAAUAAUUCUCCACGGUCAGAAGGCUUGUUCUGUCUUCUACAGGAUAGAAAUUUAUUCUUCGCAGACCACAAUUUAAUGUGUCCACACUGUAUGAAAUGGAAGAAGACUGUCGACCACUGUGCUACCAGAUGUGAAAAGAUGCUGCAUGGGGACUAUGUUAGAAGGCAUAAUGAAGUAGUUAGGUGUAUUCAUUUUCAUUUAUGUCGAGAAUUCGGACUCAAGAAUGAGAAGAAGCUGAAAACUCACUCUGUACAAACUGUGUCUGUUAAUGAGUUUGUCGAAAUCAAAGUGGACACCUUCAUUAAAACAGACAUAAUACUAGAACAUAACAAACCCGAUUUGUUUAUCUUUGACAAGAAGAACAACCGGAUAUUCCUGAUUGAGGUUGGGAUAACAUCUGCCCCAAACUUACAACAAGUGGAGGUAGAAAAACUUAGAAAGUAUGACCUUCUAUCAAAGGAAUUGGAGUUGAUAUAUCAUGCCAAUGUGAAAAUAGUACCGAUUGUAUUAACUUGGGACGGACUUGUCACUUCAAAUUCCAACAGUAUGCACAAUCGUUGA
Molecule: messenger RNA, 693 nt
Organism: Octopus sinensis (East Asian common octopus)
Lineage: Eukaryota; Metazoa; Mollusca; Cephalopoda; Octopoda; Octopodidae
Exons: 1
Coding region: 1-693 (230 amino acids)
Source: RefSeq, a predicted model, not a curated record